Molecule: messenger RNA, 1826 nt
Organism: Panicum virgatum (switchgrass)
Lineage: Eukaryota; Viridiplantae; Streptophyta; Magnoliopsida; Poales; Poaceae
Product: MEIOTIC F-BOX protein MOF-like
Exons: 4
Coding region: 192-1583 (463 amino acids)
Molecular function (GO): protein binding
Source: RefSeq, a predicted model, not a curated record
CCUCGCCGGUCACCUCCACUCCACCCCGUUAGCCCCUCCACGCCUGAACCCCCUCGCUCCGGGUGCUGCUGCGGUUGUAGCCUGAAGCUGCAGGUGAGAUCCGGUGCCGCGUCUUCAGCGCGGGGAAGGGGAAGGCCUGCAAUGCUCGAGCCCGCGCCCGGCCCCUUCGGUUCGCCGCGCUGAAGUCCGCGAUGGAGGCCGCCACCAAGCGCGCCCGCGCGGGCCGCUGCUCGGCGCCCGACCGGCUGAGCGCCCUGCCGGACGAGCUCCUCCGCCACGUCCUCUCCUUCCUCCCUUCGCGGCAGGCCGUGCAGACCACCGUGCUGUCCAAGAGGUGGGUAGAUCUUUGGCGUUGGGUGCCCGCCAUCAACCUCGACAUCAGGGAUUUCCGAGACACCGACAGGAGCCUCGGCGACUGGGAAAAGAUGAAGGAUUUCACCAACAAUCUGCUGAUGCUACACAAUGCCCCGCGCUUGGAGGCAAUACGCCUAGGGUUAUAUAUAAUUAGUUUUCGGUCUUAUCCGGGUCCAGGUCCAGGUCCAGUUGUGGAUAGAUGGGUUAGGCGUGUCAUCAAGCACCAUCCUUUGGUACUGGAUAUCUUUGUCUGCAGAAGCUUUACGCACAUCUUCCAGAUUCCCCUUAUUGGCUCCGCUUUUUGUCGCCUCAAAACGCUGAAGCUUCAGGGUGUCUCUUUGGAUAAUUGUUUCACCGAUCGGCUCAAUUCUGGGUGCCCAGUCCUGGAAGAUUUGGUUCUCAAUUAUUGUCGCAAUGAAUUUGAUGCCAUUCAAUCUGACACACUGAAGAACUUGGUGGUUGAGACUUGUUCGAGUCGCAUUGCAGAUGUAUUGGUCAUCAGGGCUCCUUGUCUCACUUCCCUCUCCCUGAAUUUUCCUUAUAUCCGCUAUAGAAAUGGUCUUUCAUUAGAGGCAGGAAAUUCCCUUGUGAUGGCAUCAAUUUCUGUAGAAAGUGAUGGAUCAUCUCAAAGUUAUCAGACAAUGAUUCUGGGAAACCUAUGGAAUGUGACAAGCUUGGACUUGAAGGGUUUUGGUGCAAUGGCAUUCCUUGAUAAGGAAUUAGAUAAAUUCCCAAUAUUUGACAACUUGAGAACCUUGUCCCUCAGCUGGUGUUUUCUCAGUGAACAUGAUGUGCACACAUUCAAGGCCCUUGGAAGAUUUCUGCAGAAGUCUCCUAAUCUGGAGAAGCUUAGUUUGCAGGAUUUCUGGGUGAGGCCAGUUGUAGGACCAAUUGAAUUCCCCAUGCUCAACAACCUGAGAACCUUAUUUCUGGAUGAAUGCGAUUUGCGUGAUAACUUCAGGAUAUUGCGUCACCUUCUACGGAGGUCUCCUAAUUUGGAAAAGCUCAGUGUACGGUGUUGCAAGCUCCCAGAAGGUUCUGUGGGAGGGAAAGGGAAGGCGAGAAAGACCCAUCUCUGGUCCCGGAACCUGGUGCGCUUCCAGUGCCACAAGCUAAAAUCUACUGAGAUCAUAUACGAAAAGGGUGACAAAAUCCAGGAACUGGUCUGUUUGUUGCUGGACAUCUCAGAAUGUGCACCAAUGGAUACUGUAACGCUUACCAAAGUAUGAAGAAGAGAACAAGCUCUAGCUCGGCUCCAGGUGGUCUAGCUCUAGCUUGGUAACCUCUCCUUGUAAUGCCUCUUUGGACAGAAGCAGCGCGGCAUGCUGAACAUGUUUUUAUACUGUUUCCCGUUUGCCUAAUUCAGACGCUCUUCCUACGCUGAUACAUAUUUCUGUAAAUCACGUGCACUGCAUGCAAUAGUUUCCAGAGUAGGGAAGACACAGUUGACAACAGGAUCGGCCCUUUUCCCC